AUGACGCAGCAAACACCAGUUCCCCCCCCAGUUUAUGGCCAACCGGCCCCCACGCCGGCACCACCACCUGCAGCCCCAGCUGCCGCUGCGACAACGUCGGCGGCAGGGGGUGCCAUGUCCAAUCAGAACCUGAAUCAAAUAGUUACGGACUACUUGCUUAAGAGGGGCUUUAACCGCACCGAAGAGAUCUUCCGCCAGGAGUCGAAGCAUCUCGGCUCAGAUGGUAAGCCUAUCCACCAGCCUGCGACUCUGGGGCCCAAGAAGUACGGCAAAGCAUAUCGGCUUCUAAAGAUGUGGGUUUUCAACAACCUCGACAUCUACAAGUUUGAGCUGUCCAAGCUGCUGUGGCCAGUCUUCGUCUACUCGUACAUCGCCCUGGUUGAAAGUGGUUAUACCGAGGACGCCAAAAUUUAUCUCAAAGACAUGGGCCCCCAGUUCCAGACGGCCCAUGCAGACGACCUCAAAACUUUUGCGACUGUCACACUACCAGCACAUACCGCUGAGAACCCCGUCAUUCAACUCUAUAAGAACAACAAGUACAGAAUCCCGCUGAACCAACAUGCCACCGGGGACUUGUUCAACUUUCUUGAGCGCGAGUCCGAGCAAGGCGGGGCAGUUAUCCGCCACAUCCUAGUCAAUCACUGCCAGAUUGACUCGACACAGCGCGGUCCCAUUACUCCGUUUAGCUUCGAGGCCGUCUUUCGCCGCGCCAAGAACUUGGAUAUGGAUGACAUUGAUACGAAGGAGGGCGUGCCUGGUAUCAAGCUGGGCCUUUCAAACAAGGAUGUUCUGGAUCCCGCUGCUCCUUUGCAGCUGGGGCCUUUCCCUAUGGAGGCUGAUUUGCGCGACGACAUUCGUGCCGAAAUCGAGGACGAAGAGAAGCGCAACCCCUCAGCGCCGGGUACCGCAACCCUUUUGGAAGAAUUUGAUCAAAAAAUCAAAAAGGAAGAAAGUGACGACGUUCCGAGCCGAGCCGACCUGCCCCUACCUCCGUCGAGACCGCGAGACAUUAUGCUAGAGAUGCAGAAGCUCCGCGAAAACAGAGACCGUUUCAAGAUUGAAGGGCGGACUGGAGGCGUCGGAGUUGCUGUCAGCGCCUGCAUGUUUACAUUCCACAACACCCUAGGGGGCGUUGCGUGCAUGGACUUUUCCGAUGACGGUCAACUCGUCGCCGCUGGCACGUCCGAAUCAUACAUCAGAGUUUGGUCCUUGGAUGGCAAAGCCCUGUCAUCAAUGAAUGCACAUGAAAAGGACUCCAAGUUCAACAGCAGGAAACUGAUUGGCCACUCUGGGCCUGUAUAUGAUGUCUCGUUCUCCGACUCGGCAGCUGGCGCACCCCAUCGACUGUUUGGAGACGAGGGCCAGCCGGGUGCUAAAAUUGAUACGAAGCCCAAGCUGCUGUUGUCUUGCUCUGCCGAUGGUCAGGUUAGACUUUGGUCUCUUGAAUCAUGGACGUGUCUCGCCGUGUACAAGUCUCAUGAUGGUCCAGUGUUUCGAGCCCAAUGGGGUCCUCACGGGCACUACUUCCUGAGCGGUGGCUACGACAAGACUCUCCGACUCUGGAUGCAAGAUCAUGCUUCGCCGCAGCGCUUAUUUGUUGGGCAUGACACAUCGAUUUCGGCGCUGACCUGGCAUCCUAACGGCAUGUACGCAUUUUCUGCCUCUGACGAAACCGACAAGUCCAUCCGCAUGUGGUCCGUCGUCACGGGUGCCUGCGUGCGAGUAUUCCCAGGACACACCGAUUAUAUCAGCGCUCUGGAAUGCGCGCCCAACGGCAAACUCCUUGCUAGUGCCGAUAUUGCUGGCAACAUCUUUUUCUGGGAUAUUGCCAAAGGUACACGCAUUAAGCGGUCCCGCGGUCACGGAAAGGGUGGCAUCUGGUCUCUGAGCUUUAGCGUCGAAUCCAAUGUGCUUGCCUCUGGCGGGCAAGAUGGGACCGUUCGUUUGUGGGACGUGGAAUCUCCCGCCGAUCCUCAGAAGGCGGCGCAACAAGCAGGCCUUGAUGCGAGUGCGCUUGCGGGUGCCGAGACUCUGAAUGCCGGUCCGCAAGAUGCUUCCCGAGCGGCUGGAGGCGCGACGCAGCAAGGAUCCGCCUCGGCAGGCCCGGUAGGCAGCUCCAAGAAGAAGGGCAAGGAGGUCAUGAUCACCCCGGACCAGAUCAGCGCAUUCCCUACUAAGAAGACGCCAGUCACCAAGGUCAAGUUUACAAGAAUGAACUUGGUAGUAGUGGGAGGCUGUUAUGAGCCUGAGCGGUAA
Molecule: messenger RNA, 2256 nt
Organism: Akanthomyces muscarius
Lineage: Eukaryota; Fungi; Ascomycota; Sordariomycetes; Hypocreales; Cordycipitaceae
Exons: 3
Coding region: 1-2256 (751 amino acids)
Biological process (GO): transcription initiation at RNA polymerase II promoter
Cellular component (GO): transcription factor TFIID complex
Molecular function (GO): RNA polymerase II general transcription initiation factor activity; protein binding
Source: RefSeq, a predicted model, not a curated record